AAAAGCCUGAUUUUGUCACAGCUCGACAAAGCUGCUCUAUAACGUUUAGUAUGAUCUACAUGAGAAAAGAAAAGGCCUCGGAUGACCUAGUAGUACAGACUGAGUGUGUUGAAGCUACCGGCGAUCGAGAUAACUCUUCCACAUAUUCCACAGGCGCUCCCAAUGACACCCUUUGCAACAAUGCAAGGUUUCUAGAUGUGGAUGGCUCGUGUUUUACCAGACCCACUAUCAAAAACUACAAUAAGAAGGGACGCGAUGGUUGGCUGCACGUUAGAAUUACUUUGAACCUCCAUCUCCAACAUCUCAUCCUCUUUCGUGCUAAGAUGCGAUCAAACGCCGAUUUAUCAGCGGUCUCGUAUACCAUCAGUGCCCCGCAGAGCAUUCAGUUGGAUGCAAUUAUGCACGGGGUCACAAGCCAAAACCGUGUCAGCCGUCGUCACCGGAAACGCAUCCAAGAGAAGGCCAAGAUUGUGCAGUCCAACAAUUCUCACAAGAAAUUUUCAUCAGCUAUUUGGCGCUUGCCCACGGAAAUCAUCGUUCAGAUUUUCCUGUACUGCAUACCAGAAAAGGCAGCCUUGACGCCCGCGCCAUUUAUGGCCCCCAUGCUGUUGACAAGAGUAUGUCGACGAUGGCGAGAGAUUGCUGUGGACAUGCCGAGUCUAUGGCGCAAUCUGCGAUUAAAACUCGGGCACGGUAACUGGCAACAGAGAGCUUUUUGCUAUGACGCCUACCUCAGGCGAUCGCGAGGACGUCAGAUAUCAUUGACACUCGCUGAGUGUGACGACAAUAACUGGGCGGAGCUACGAAGCCUACUACAGCCAUACGUCAAUCAAAUAUCGUCGCUGUGUGUUUGGUUGUCCUCUGGUGACAGCUCCUUUCCACUGGUGAUAUCAGACUUCGGCGGACUUGAGGAGUUGGUUGUAUACACGGACAGUUCUAAUCCUGUACAAGCUUUCGCGCAAUUGCCGCCAAACAUGCGCACUCUCAAGUUAUUGGACCUGUGGUACAACUUCCAGGUGUUAUCUAGCUUCAAACCUCUCGCCUGGGCUAGUCUCACACACCUUGAGGUCGCAGUAGAGGGACUAGAUUCCUUCCCCUGUUUGCUCCGUCUUUGUCCCAAUCUUUUGUCCUUGUCGAUGAUUGGAAUAUUCACAGCGGCGGUGGAAACUUCGGAAACUUUGAAGCACACCAAACUUCAAACUUUGCGCCUAUCCGGGGAUUUCCAUUUGCAGAUGUCCGUGAUUGAAAUCCUUGGGCUGUUCAAUGACAUCACGCUCCCCAAUCUACGCGUGCUCGAAGUUCGCAAUUUAGGAAAAUGGGCUCAUGAAGAAUUCAAGGCGUUUAUGACACGGUCACGGUGUCCCCUGGAGAGCUUGAUCUUCGGUGGUGUGGUGAUGACAACGGAUCGGCAACUGGCAGAAUAUGCUACUCUUUUUCCAUCCCUCAAAAUAGUGACGAAUCCUAUGCCCUCCACGCUCGGAUUUUAACUUGAACAGACUCGAACAGUCGUUAUGUACAUAGUUGACGAGAUGAUGAUAAUGGGAUUGCCCUAUAGCCUAUACUUAUCCUUUGUCAACCCUUCGAUAGACUACUUAUGUUCCCAAGUUAUGAUAUGCAUGAGUUGUGUAACAUGCAGGUGUCCAUAGUCGCUUUACAAAGAUGACAACAAG
This is a messenger RNA of Suillus bovinus, 1670 nucleotides long. RefSeq lists its product as uncharacterized. Bases 51 to 1487 code for a protein of 478 amino acids. The record is from RefSeq and is a predicted model, not a curated record. NCBI's taxonomy places the organism in Eukaryota, Fungi, Basidiomycota, Agaricomycetes, Boletales, Suillaceae. Gene Ontology annotation, molecular function: protein binding. The transcript has 4 exons.